AGAUAAGAGCGAAAUGUGAAUUCCUCUGUUUACAGGUUUUAGCACAAUUAGGUUAACCACCAAAAUGGCACUAGGGAAGGAAACUGAGAGGAGUUUAAUUCAGAAAUAUGUUACAAUAUUUCUUGUAGUUAGUGGCUAUUGGGUCGUCUCGAUUUUGACUGUGUUUAUCAACAAAACCCUCCUCAGUGACAUCAGUUUAGACGCCCCGAUGUUCAUUGCGUUGUAUCAAACCUUCAUAACCGCAGCCAUUUGUUUCGUUAAAAAAGGCUUAGCUCGGGUAUUCCCCCAACAUUUUAGUUUCCCUGAAACGAGCGUAUGGGACGCACAAACAAUUAAAACAAUCUUGCCCGUGUCUCUUAUGUUUACUAUGAUGAUCGCAAUGAACAAUCUCUGCUUAAAAUACGUCUCAGUCGCUUUCUACUACAUUGGAAGGUCCUUGACCACGAUUUUUAACGUAGCGUUCACGUUCGUAAUCUUGGGGGAGAGAACGUCCAAGCAGUGUUUAUUUUUUUGUGGUGUCAUCAUAUUUGGGUUUUACUUAGGAGUGGACCAGGAAAGUCUCUCUGGGAGUUUAUCAAUAAGUGGCACCAUUUUUGGUGUUUUGGCUUCGCUGUCUUUAUCCCUUUAUUCAAUUUUCACUAAAAAAGUUCUGACAAAAGUUGAUAACCAAGUUUGGGCGUUAUCGUACUACAACAAUAUUUAUGCAACUAUUUUAUUCAUUCCCUUGAUGCUUUUUAAUAACGAAUUCUUUGUCUUGGCCGAUUACAGUGGGUUAUCACAAACAUAUUUUUGGUUUAUAAUGACAGUUGGGGGAGUUUGUGGAUUCGCAAUUGGAUUUUUUACCUCUUUACAAAUCAAGUAUACGUCAGCUUUAACGCACAACAUAUCAGGCACAGCUAAGGCUUGUGCCCAAACUGUGUUAGCCACUUACUGGUAUCAAGAAGCAAAGUCGGCACUUUGGUGGUGUUCAAAUUUUAUUGUCUUGUUGGGAAGCAUGGGAUAUGCAAGAGUUAAACAACUUGAUAUGGAGAAAAAACAUAAAGAGACCAUGAUGUAUCAAAAAGUGUGAUAAUUGUGCGACUGUUUUUAAUAAAAACUGUGAUUUGUAUAAGAUAAUUGAUCAAAUUGAUUAUUUACUCUAAAAAUAUGUAAACAAGUUGCUGGUUCAAAAACACAUAAAAAUACCAAAGCGGUCUAUAAGUGUAUACUAUGUACAUAGUAAUUUAAUUACUUGUAGGGAUAAGAAAUUGCCGUUGUGUAAAGAGGAUACAAUUAAAACUGUAUUCCAGUUGAAAUAUAAAAUUUUAUGGCUAUGUUUUUAAAUAUUAAUGCCGUCCUAUUGGUAUAAAAUUUCAUGUUCGACCUGAAUUAACUUGUAGUGCAGAAAUCAUUGGUUUUUAGAUCACAAUACGUCUGGCUUUUUUUCUAUGCUAUCUAUAAGGAUUAAAUUUUAUAAGGUAGAUUUUUUUUAUUAAGCAGGUAACACUUUUAUAGUUCGUAACUAUAAAAGUUAAGCAGUUUUGAUUGUCUAGGAUUUAAUAGCCAAUGACUUCUGCUGUGACUUCAUAACAGUUGUUUCUUUGUACAAAAAAUAAUGUAUUUAAUUAUGCAAGUGAAAUAAAGUUUUGCAGUUAAAAA
This is a messenger RNA of Tribolium castaneum (red flour beetle), 1638 nucleotides long. It is a transcript of the gene nac, whose product is annotated as neuronally altered carbohydrate. Gene Ontology annotation, cellular component: Golgi apparatus. The record is from RefSeq and is a predicted model, not a curated record. The transcript is spliced from 4 exons. Gene Ontology annotation, biological process: protein O-linked glycosylation via fucose; GDP-fucose import into Golgi lumen. NCBI's taxonomy places the organism in Eukaryota, Metazoa, Arthropoda, Insecta, Coleoptera, Tenebrionidae. The coding region runs from base 65 to 1069 and encodes 334 amino acids. Gene Ontology annotation, molecular function: GDP-fucose transmembrane transporter activity; antiporter activity.